GACGUAGGAACUACUAGCUGACUGCUAAUGCUAGCUGUUGCAGUGAGCCGGAGAGAUGGCGGCACUUCUUCAGCAAGCGCUGGAAAGAACCGAGGUCAACAAACUGCCGAAAGCCAUUCAGAACAAGCUCGAGAAGGUUCUGGCAGAGCAGCAGACGGAAAUCGACUCGUUGAUAUCACAGCAUGAGCGGUAUAAAGCAGACUGUGAGCAACAGUACUUUAAUCUCGAGAAGAAGCUUGCUGAGAGUCAGGAGCAGUUUCUAUCCCAAAGUAAGGACUACCACAAUAUUAAGGAGGAAAACAACCGUCUUGUGGAAGAGCUUAAGAAGUUAAAAGAGAUAGAAGAAGUGCAGGGAACAACGCAAGAGAGUAAGCCUCCUAGAGCCAAAUAUGAAAUCGAGGCAGAAAACCGAGAGCUGUCACGAUUGCUUGAGAAGAGAUCUCAAGAAGUGGAAAACCUCAGUGAGGAUCUCAAACGUCUCAAUGACAAACUUGUGGAGACCAACACAAUCAAGAUGGAGCUCCAGCUUAAACUAGAUGAACUUCAGUCUUCUGAGGUUUCCAUUCAGUAUCGUGAGAAGCGGAUGGAACAAGAAAAAGAGCUUCUCCAGAACCAGAACACAUGGCUGAACACAGAGCUGAAGAGUAAGACGGAUGAGCUGUACACCGUAUCCAGAGACAAAGGCAAAGAGAACCUGGAGCUUAGGUGUUCUUUAGAGAGCAAGAAGGAAGAGGUGACCAGACUUCAGGAUCAAGUAAACACACUCAAGAAAGCAAAUGACAGCAUGCAGAAGAGUACAGAGGAUCUGAUGAGGAAGCUAAAAGAGGCUAAAGAACAACGGGCCUCAAUGGAAGAGAAGUACCGCAAUGAGCUGAAUGCAAACCUCAAACUAUGUAAUUUGUACAAGGGUGCAGCAUCAGAUUCUGAAGCCAAGAACACUGAACUGAACAGAGCUGUGGAAGAGCUCAAUAAACUGCUGAAGGAAGCAAUGGAAGCCAAUAAAGGAACCGAGAAGAAGCUGUCAGAGUUGCAGAGCGUAAGGGAGAAAGCAGAGUCAGAUUUACGUGAGAAGGUUAGGCAUCUGGAGAAGGAGCUGGAGAACUCCAACACAAGGCUCGCAGACUUUAAGAGGAGAGGUGUUCCAGCUCUCACAGAAGAGGAGCUGACAAACCUUUCUCCAACUGCAGCGGCAGUGGCCAAGAUCGUGAAGCCGGGCAUGAAGCUAAUGGAGUUGUACAAUGCCUUUGUGGAGGCACAAGACCAGCUGCACCUUGAGAAGUUGGAGAACAAGCGUGUGAACAAGGUCCUUGAUGAGAUCGUGCUGGAGGUGGAAACCAAAGCUCCCAUCCUGAAACGCCAGAGAGAGGAAUAUGAGAGCAUGCAGAAGUCUAUGACCAGUCUCUGUUAUAAACUAGAGCAAGCUAUGAAGGAGGUCCAUCGGCUACAAAAAGAAACGGAUGAAGCCAAUAAGAGAGCUUUAGUGCUUGAAAGAGAUAAUCAGAAAUCAGAGAGACAGCUAGCCGACAUGUCUGAGCAGGUGCGUGUGCUUCUGGUGGAGGUGGAGGAGGCACGUGGUAAUCAGGUAGUGCGUGAGGAUGUGAGUUCUGCUGUGAGCAGUAGCUCUGAGGUCCAGGGUUCACGACAGGUGGCAUUCCGCAGCAUCCAAGAGCUUCAGCAGCAGAACCAGAACUUACUGGUCAAGAUCAGAGACCUGGAAGAGCAGAGAGAAAAAGACCAGAACCAGGCUAAGAGUGCAAAGCAAACAGAAUUGGAACAAAGUCUGGAGAAGGUUCAGAAGGAGCUGGAGCAGAUCAAGGAACAGCAAAACCAUCAGAAGCUGCUGGCUGAAUCUGCCAUCCGCCAGAGAGACAUGUACCGUAUCCUUUUGCAGACAGCCGGAGUCGAGCUUCCACCACAGGGUUCAGAUGGUGGAUCUCAAUCCACUACUCCCAGCAGGCCAGGACCCAUGGCCACUAGAUCCACACCACUAAGGGCUGCUGCUGCAGAAUCUUUCCAGGCAACCCAGUCUAAAGCAGCACUUAAACAGAUAAAUGAUGCCUUUACUACAUAUAAAAAGGAGAAGGCCGAAAAUGACAAGCUUCUAAAUGAGCAGAUUGAGAGGCUUCGUGGUCAAGUGUCUGACCUGCUCUCACAAAAGGCCAAACUGUCCUCUCAGCUGGAGUUUGCCUCUAAACGGUAUGAUAUGCUUCAGGAGAAUGUGAAUGGCUUUCGAAGAGAGACUGAAGCCCUGCGGGAGAGGAAUCAAAAGAUGUCUGCCACCCAUCAGAGACAUGAGCAAAUCAUUCACACAAUGACUCAAGACCUGAGGGAGGCCAAUGAGAAACUGACCAUGUCCGAGUCGCGGGCUGAAAACAUCCGUAAGGAACGAGACAUUCUGAAACAGGUGGAAAACAGACUCAACCAGGAGAAAGAGUCUAUCCUGACUGAACAGCGGAGCCAGAACCUUCUGCUCACCAACCUCAAAUCCAUUCAGCUCACCAUGGAGCGCUCUGAAACUGAGACCAAACAGCGCUACAAUAAUCAAAUCCAGCAUCUGGAAAAGGAGAUUAUCCAGUUAAAGAAGAGGCUGGAGCAAGAAGUGGAACAGAGACACGCACUGGAACGCAACCAAGAUACUCAGCUGUUGGAGGCUAAGAAGAAGCUGGAGUCACAGACCGCACUACACCAGAAGACUAAAGAGCUGCUGAGAUCUGCUGAACAGCAGGUGACCUCUUUGAGACAGCAACUGAACAACAAUGAGAAUCAGAGUGCAGCACCUAAGCAGCCUGUCAGGACAUUACCCAGAGUUUCAGCUCCCAGCGUUCCUCAACAGGAGGCAGAUGAUCUUCGUGCACGUCUACAGCAGGUCGAGGAACAGAACUCUGACCUGAAAGAACGCUUGAAGAACACCACCACCAAUGUAGAGCAGUAUAGAUCUAUGGUGCUCAGCUUGGAGGAGUCUGUGAACAAGGAGAAACAGUUGGCUGAGCAAGCACGGACCUCCACUGACAACCAACUGAAGAUGGCUCGGGAGUUGAAUCAGCAGCUGGAAGCCCGUUUGGUGGAAGCGGAGAAGGAGAAGUUGGAGCUCCAGCAGGAGAAGAUGAAAGCUGUGGAUAGUGUUGAAGAACGGGUGAAGGAGCUGAAAAGGAGCAUGACAAAUAUGCAGACUGAGCUUCAGGAAGCUCUGCAGAGAUCUACAGCAGCAGUCACUCAGGAGCAGAAAGCCACACAGGACAGCAAAGUACAGGCUAAGCUGGCUGCAGAGGCUCAGAAUAAAUACGAGCGAGAGCUCAUGCUGCAUGCUGCAGAUGUGGAAGCCCUGCAGGCCGCCAAGAAACAGGGACAGCUUUUAACACAAAACAUGAAGCAGCUCGAGGAGAAAGCUCAGAAAGCUGCAUCUGAACUGCAUCAGUACCGCACAGACUGGGUAAUGCAGGAGAAGAGACUAAAGGAAACGCUUUCUAAAGAGCAGAAGAGAGCCGAGGAGCUGCAGAAGCAGAACACUUUGCUCCAUGAGCAGAUGGAGAACUUGAGCAGCAAGAUCACUGCCUCAACCCAGCAGGAGACUGGAGAGAGCAGUCUGAACAUCUCUCUGAACGAGGAGGGCAAGUCUCAUGAGCAGAUACUGGACAUCCUCAGGUUUGUCCGGCGGGAGAAGGAGAUUGCAGAGACCCGACUGGAAGUGGCCGAGGUGGAGACCCUUCGCUACAAACAGCGCAUGGAGUAUCUGGAGUGCGAGCUGAAGGAACUACAGGACAGCCUGAAUGUAGAGAGAGAGAAGUUGCAGGUGACAACAAAGACCUUGGUACAGCAGGAAGAGACGAUGAAGAGGAUGGAGAGCAUGAGUGCUCUUACAGAUACCAACAAAAUGCUGAAAAAUGAGAAAAAUCGACUGGAGCAUGAGCUGCAGCAGACUCAGGCCAAGAUGCGUAAGCUCGAAGCAGACAUCAAGCCUCUGCAGGAGGCCAAUGGUGAGCUGAGUGAGAAGAGUGGCAUGUUACAGGCUGAGAAGAGGCUUCUGGAGGAGGAUGUCAAGCGCUUGAAGUCUCGCACACAGCAACUCUUGAAUCAGCAGAAGGACAGCGAUCAGGAGGAAAGCAAGAAGCUUCAUUCUGAGAGAGAGACUCAUCUUAAACGCAUCCAGCAGCUCACAGAGGAGACUGGCAAACUGAAGAAUGAGGUGGCCCGGAGCCAAGCUUCAAUCACCACGGCUCAGAGCCAAGUGCAGAACCUGCAAGACAGUCUGGGGAAGGUCACCACUGAACGAGACAGUCUGAAGAAGGAGCUGGAGGCAAAAACACUGGACAUCCAGGAGAAAGUCAAAACCAUCACGCAGGUCAAGAAAAUCGGCCGUCGCUACAAAACCCAGUAUGAAGAGCUCAAAGAACAGCAUGAUAAGAUGGUGGCAGAGGCUGCUUCUAAACCAGCCCAGGAGCAGGAAGACCGUCAGGCCUCAGUGCAGGAGAUUCAGAACCUGAAGAGCUCAUUGAGUCAGACACAGAAUCGAACCUCAGAGCUGGAAACUCAGCUGGACUGCAUACAGAAGACGUUGCAGGAGCGUGAAGCAGAGGUGAAGAGCCUACAGGAACAGCUGACACAAGUGCAGCCUGAGCUCAGCCGUCUAAAAGCAGAACUGCAGGAGAAGGGCAAACUGGAGGAGCAGCUCCGACAGCAGAUCGCUGAUAAAGAGGAGAAGACCAAGAAAGCCUUCUUGGGGGCCAAACAGAAGCUCAACCAGCUCAACAGUGCAAAGGAGCAGCUGGCGAAAGAAAACGAGGAGCUGAAGCUGCAGCGAGAGGAGCUGGAGGUGAGGAUGAGUGCACUGAAGUCUCAAUAUGAAGGUCGACUUAGCCGACAAGAACGAGAGCUGAGGGAACUUCGUGAACAGCAGGAGAGACAUGGAGAACAGAGAGAUGAAGCUCAGGAGCCUGGCCAGAGCAAGGUUCAAGAGGCACCGAGGUCAUCAGAUGCUCGUCAGAUCACACUCAAGCCUACGCCUGCUGCUGACAGAGGAAGUGCAAGUCAGUCUGAACCACCCACUGCCAACAUCAAGCCCACGUUAGUUGCCGCCACCCCUAGCAAGCCUUCACCAAUCGCAGGCAGCAAGUCCACUCCUAAAGCAAGCAUCCGUCCAAUGAUAACGCCUGCUCCUGUUACCACACCCACAGCCACAGUCAUGCCCACCACACAGGUUGAAACGCAGGAAGCUCUACAAUCCACAGAGGGUCCGCUGGAGCAUGUGACUGUGUUUGGCAGCACCAGUGGCUCAGUGCGCUCCACCAGCCCAAACAUACAGACCACACAGCCAAUCCUCAGCCUGCAGCAGAGCCAAGCCACUGCCUUCGUCCAGCCCACUCAGCAGCAGGCCAGCCAGGAACCAGCAACCAGCAUUAUGGAAGCGGUGCAUAGCUCUCAGAUGGAGAGGCCCUCCACCUCCACCGCUGUCUUUGGUACAGUUUCUGCAACAACGGGUUCUUCGGUGGCCAAGCGAGUGCGAGAGGAGCAUGAGGAGAGCUCCACUGAGGUGACGGACACCACACAGGAUGACUCUACACAUCCACCCAUCAUGAAGAAGCUCCGCAUUGUAAGAAGAGUGGGUCUGGAGGAUGCUUCAGGUACUGAGGAGAGUAAUGAUGCUAUGGGUGAAUCUUCAGGAGACGUUCAGCAGCCUCCUGAUGCCAGUGAGGAAGCCUAUCCCGUAUUAGGAGAGGGGGAUGAAGAAUCAUUGUCUGCCCCCAUGGAUCAGGUGAGUGAGUCUCAACCCUCUGAGUCUCAGAUCAGUGGACAGGACUCAUCAGAAGAGUACAAGCAUGAUGUAAUCGUCAUCGAAACAGACAGCGCCACUGAGGAGGAGGAGGAAGAGGAAGAGGAGCAGGAAGAACCUGGACAGUAUGAAGAUGAUGAUGAGGAUGAGGACGAUGACGCAGAAGAUGAGGAUGAUGAAGAUGGGGAUGGAGGAAUGGCUGAAGCAGCAGAGGAGAGUAAUGAAGGCAGUGGGAGUGCAGAUGCCAAUGAGGCUUAUGAGGGGGAUGAGGCAGAGCAGGGUGCCGGGGAAGCUGAUCCAAGUGUUCACAAUGAAGAGAGUCAAGAGGCAUCUGAUUCAACCCAGAAGCAACCAGACUCUCAGAGCAGUGAAGCUAGUGUCAGCACCCUGGAGGCCUUCCCUCUUGAGCCUGUAAGAGAGCACCCGCCGCUGCCCAGCACUACCACCACCUCCCUCGCCCCGCGUCUGCCCCAAUCCCCCCGUAGACCACAUCACACCCCUCCACCUCGUCUUAAUAUCCACCCUGUCCCUGAACUUGGACCUCCUAUCAUGCAGAGGCAGUCUGGACAGAGCAGACGACCAUCAAUGAGUCGCGCACCGCAGCUUACGCCCGGUAUUGGAAGCAUGCAACACUUCUUUGAUGACGAUGACAGAAUGGUUCCCAGCACUCCCACUCUUGUGGUGCCACACCGCACAGAUGGCUUUGCGGAGGCCAUUCAUUCCCCUCAGGUGGCUGGAGUUCCUCGCUUCCGUUUCGGCCCCCCAGAGGACAUGAUGCCUCAGGCCAGCUCUUCUCAUUCUGACCUGAGCCAUCUGGCCACACAUGGAGGACUGGGCAUGUAUGAAAGUCCACUGUUCCUGCCCACUCAUGAUGAGGAGUCUGGAGGCAGGAGUGUGCCCACCACCCCUCUACAAGUGGCCGCUCCAGUGACCGUGUUCACCGAAAGUCACCCGUCGGAUGUUUCGGAGACGGCCUCUCAGUCAGUGCCCAUGGUAAGCACAUCCACCGCCAGCCUGAGUGCACCAGGAGAGGCUGUGCCAGGAGAUGAUGGAGAUGACGUGUUCGUGGCUGAGGCUGAGAGCGAAGGGGUGAGUAGUGAAGCGUGUCUAGAAAGCCAGUUGGAGCUAGAUUCUGCACAACCGGCUGAUGAUGCCAGUCUUCCCUCCACCAGUCAAGAGCCUACGUCUAGUUCUGCAGACACUAGCACCAGUAGCGGUCAGGCUAAACCCGCAGGCCGUCUGCUUCCUCAGCACCAUCUGCCCCGGAGAAACCAGCUGAUCCGGAGAGGUUUUCCUCGUGGAGGUCGGGGUCGAGGGCUCAGCAGAGGCUCCCCUUUCUAAAUCCAGCUGCAUUUCCAGCGUCUGCCCGGCAGAAACACUGAGCUCACAUCCGUGACUCUUCAAAACCAUCAGCUCACUGCUGUUUUAUGUUUAAUGUUUGGUUUCAGUGUGCUUGAAAUCAUUGCUUUAGAUUUGUUAUUUUAUAUUUUGUGAGUAAUCAUCCUGAUGCUAUGUUUUGCUAAUAAAUGGAGAAUCAUUCUCGCAGAGCAGCUGCUGGCGCGGUUUGUUUAUCGCUGGAGUUUUAGGCGCAGUGGAGCCACUUGGUGAUGUCAUUCUGCUGUGACGAGUGGCUGGCAGGAGCAGUCAAAGCAGGCAGAUCACCGCUAAUCUUGACGUUCAAGACUUUAGCUGUAAAAAGCACAGAAAUGGAGGUAAUAAAUGCGCCACUUCAAAUGUCAUAACUCAAUUAAUAUCAGAUUCAUUACUAUUACACAACUGAAUAUCACAAACACACUCCACUUUUAGGUAUGUCAUCUUUGUUGCUACAGUGUGCGUAUUCACAAAGUUGCAGUUUUUUGACAGCAUGACUAAGUAUGGAAUCAUGGGAGUUGUCGUCUUCAUUGCACAAAUUGAGUGUUUUGGGCUAUUAACGUAUGAUUUGUGCAAAUCGCUCUGGUUGCAAAGCAUUUGGAAUAAUGAAAGUACACAAGUCAGCAAUAU
Danio rerio (zebrafish) is the source of this 7768-nucleotide messenger RNA. The record is from RefSeq and is a predicted model, not a curated record. NCBI's taxonomy places the organism in Eukaryota, Metazoa, Chordata, Actinopteri, Cypriniformes, Danionidae.